AUGUCCUACCUCGCCACCGAGAAGCAAACGGCCUUGAGCGCCGUCACUCUGGCCUCCAAGCUCACCGAGAAGAUCUUCCGCUCCCUCGCCGGUGCCUCCACCGUCUCAAAAGAUGACAAAUCCCCCGUCACCAUCGCCGACUUUGGCGCCCAAGCCCUUGUCAACGCCGUUCUCGCCCGCGACUUCCCCAAGGAUCCAAUUGUCGGCGAGGAAGACUCUGCCGUUCUCCAGGAAAAUGCAGAGUUGAAAGCAAAGGUUUGGGAUUUGGUUAGGGGUGUUGUGGAGGAGGGGAUGCCUGGACUCAUCAAGAAUGAGGAUGAGAUGUGUGCGAUGAUUGACCGUGGAUCAUAUGCUGGGAGUGAUAAUGGACGGAUGUGGGCUCUGGACCCCAUUGAUGGUACGAAGGGAUUCUUGAGAGGAGGACAAUACGCAGUCUGCCUCGCACUCAUCAAAGACGGCAAAGUUGAGCUCGGCGUAAUUGGAUGCCCCAACCUCCCCGUCGACAAAACCGCCGGAAUCGAAGCAGAGGGCGUAGAGCGCGGAAUCAUCAUGCACGCAAUCAAGGGCCAAGGCUCUUUCCAGCGCUCUCUUCACUCUGAUUCCGAUGAUGCUCGGGUCAGCAUGCGUCCUAUCGCUUCCACCGCCGAAGCCACAUUCUGCGAAUCCGUCGAGUCUGGCCACUCGGCCCACACGACCCAACAUGCCAUCGCCACCGCACUCGGCAUAACUGCCCCCUCCGUCCGCAUGGACUCUCAAUCCAAAUACGCAUCCAUCGCGCGAGGCUCAGGCGACAUCUACCUCCGUCUGCCCGUCUCCGCGACUUACGAGGAGAAAAUCUGGGAUCAUGCGAGUGGUGUGGUUAUUGUUGAGGAGGCGGGGGGGAAGGUUACUGAUAUGUUUGGGAAGAGAUUGGAUUUUGGGGUGGGGCGGACGCUGAGGGGGAAUAAGGGGGUUAUUGCAGCGCCGGUUGGGGUGCAUGGGAGGGUUAUGGAGAUUGUUAGGGGGAUUAUGGGGGAUAAUGUUGUUGCUAAGUAA
This is a messenger RNA of Saitoella complicata NRRL Y-17804, 1035 nucleotides long. Its product is annotated as 3',5'-bisphosphate nucleotidase/inositol-1,4-bisphosphate 1-phosphatase. NCBI's taxonomy places the organism in Eukaryota, Fungi, Ascomycota, Saitoellomycetes, Saitoellales, Saitoellaceae. The transcript has a single exon. Gene Ontology annotation, biological process: phosphatidylinositol phosphate biosynthetic process; sulfate assimilation. Gene Ontology annotation, molecular function: 3'(2'),5'-bisphosphate nucleotidase activity. Bases 1 to 1035 code for a protein of 344 amino acids. The record is from RefSeq and is a predicted model, not a curated record.